Messenger RNA from Dovyalis caffra, 906 nucleotides. The record is from the annotation of a GenBank genome assembly. Lineage: Eukaryota; Viridiplantae; Streptophyta; Magnoliopsida; Malpighiales; Salicaceae.
AUGGUAGGCGUGUUCAAGCGCUCUCUUUCAUUUCCUAACAAAAUUCCUAGCCGUACUCCAUCAAAACCAUCCAUCUCUUACCACAAUAGAUCCAUCAGUCUUCCAUGCAGAUCACACCCUUUGAUUUCCCAGCUCCAAAAUGAGAUCGAUGAGCUUAAAACUUGGUCAUCCAAAGCAGAAAACAGAACGUCUGUUUGGCUUUGUGACGGCUUAAGUCGUCUUAAAGAUGUUCAAGAUUCUUUAGACGACAUCCUUCAGUUACCUCAAACACAAGACUCUCUUCGUCGACAGCCUAAAUGGGUGGAGAAGCUUCUUGAAGACUUUCUUCGCUUUGUCGAUGUUUAUGGAAUCUUCCAAACAUUAGUUUUGGCAGUUAAAGACGAUCAACUUGCUGCACGGGUAGCUAUAAGGAAGAAAGAUGACUCGAAGAUUGCUUUAUACAUCAAGUCACGCAAGAAAACGGCUAAAGAAAUAGCUAAACUCGUUUACACAGUUCGAUGCAUCGCAGGAUGCCCCUUUCCAGGAUUGGAUUCAGGACUGUCCGUUGGCGAUACUGAGUUGGUUGGUGUUAUUAUAGAUGUUAUCGAAGUAAGUGUGUUGGUUUCGGCUGCUCUUUUUAAUGGAAUCUCAUCCUCAUUUGCGUCAAGAAAAUCAUCCUGGAUUGGACUAAGGUUGCCGAAGAAGGCGAAGAAGGUUAAAAUUGACGAAGGGAUUCAAGAAUUUCAAGAAAUUGGAGUUGAGAGCUUGUGGGGGUUGAGAAAGAAGGGAGAUGAAGAGGUGAGGAUGGUUUUGAAACGGAUGCAAGAAUUGGAGGGGUGUAUCGGUGAUAUUGAAACUGGUGGUGAAAGAGUGUUUAGGAGUUUGCUUAACACUAGGGUUUCAUUACUCAAUAGUCUCGCCCUAUAG